AUGGCACUCCCCCCGAGCAUGCCCGUUUUCCUGCCCGCUCCCGGCUCGGCAGAUGGGCAGGACUCCAACCCACACCGCUGCCUGCUCGUCUGGGUGAAGUACAACUCGACGCGCGUGCGCAAGGAUGCCGCGGUCUUCCCCGGCGCCAGCGCGGCCCCGAUUGAGCGCAGCAUCGACGAGGGGCAGUGGCUGCCCCAUGGGCACGACGAUGGAGUGACGACUGCCUGCCGUCGUUCGUGCUGCAUAGCGUGGAUCACGCGCAGUUUGGACUUCACUGACGCGCGCUGCCGUCCGCGGUACGACCUCAUGAUUCGGGUGUCGUUUCCGGGCCUGAGGAACCACCUCGAGCUCGAGGCGAUGUUAUUGUAG
Molecule: messenger RNA, 369 nt
Organism: Epithele typhae
Lineage: Eukaryota; Fungi; Basidiomycota; Agaricomycetes; Polyporales; Epitheliaceae
Exons: 2
Coding region: 1-369 (122 amino acids)
Source: RefSeq, a predicted model, not a curated record